UUGGAACCAUACCGGAAGUCACCUCCUCGUUCCUGUCGCGGCCAACAUGGCUGCCGGCGAGAGUGAAUAUUUUGUGAGAGAAGUCGAGAGAAACGACGGCCGUGCCUUAAAAGUGAAGCAGUGCUACCUGGGGGACGUCGGCUGUGUGGUCUGGGAUGCGGCCAUAGUUCUUGCCAAAUAUUUAGAGACGAAACAGUUUUACGAUCCUCCCGGAGGAGUGGACGUCUGGGCCGGCAGAAGUGUGCUGGAGUUAGGAGCCGGGACAGGAGUGGUCGGUCUGAUGGCAGCAACACUGGGAGCUCAAGUAACGUUGACAGACCUGGAGGAUCUGCAGACCCUCCUGAAAGUGAACAUCCAUGAAAACCAGGCACUCGUCAGCAGUGGGUCCAUAACUGCCAAGGUACUGAAAUGGGGCGAAGAUGUGUCUGACUUCUUGCCUCCUCCACAAUAUAUCCUUAUGGCAGACUGCAUCUAUUAUGAGCAGUCCAUUGUUCCUCUGGUGGAGAGCUUGAAGCUGCUCUCUGGACCGGAGACCUGCAUCAUUUGCUGCUAUGAGCAGCGCACCGAGGGUGUAAACCCAAAAGUGGAAAGGGAAUUCUUUGAGUUGCUGAAACAACACUUCCGCUGUGAGGAGAUCCCCUUGGACAGGCAAGACCCAGAGUUUAGCAGUCCAGACAUCCACAUCCUGCACAUCCGAACAAAAGUCUGAACAUUUGUCUGGUGAAAUCUGUGCGUACAGUUAUUAGUGUUUAACGCUAAUGCAAUGUGAAAAUCAGAUUUUGAGAUUAUGAAAUUGAAAAUCAAUUUGUGCUUGCAUUUGUAUACACUAUUCAAUGUAUUUUCAUGUGAGCAUUGAUUUUUUUAACCAUUAAAUAUACUUUUUUAAUAUAUCAGUAAA
Scophthalmus maximus (turbot) is the source of this 898-nucleotide messenger RNA. RefSeq names its product valosin containing protein lysine (K) methyltransferase (gene vcpkmt). Gene Ontology annotation, molecular function: protein-lysine N-methyltransferase activity. The transcript has 5 exons. Gene Ontology annotation, cellular component: cytoplasm; cytosol. The record is from RefSeq and is a predicted model, not a curated record. NCBI's taxonomy places the organism in Eukaryota, Metazoa, Chordata, Actinopteri, Pleuronectiformes, Scophthalmidae. Gene Ontology annotation, biological process: peptidyl-lysine methylation. The coding region runs from base 47 to 709 and encodes 220 amino acids.